GGUUCUACGACAGAACAUCACUAAACUUUAGUCUGUAAGCAAAGAAGAAAAUCUCUUCGUACUGAAAAUGGACAAUCAGGAGCCCGAGAUCGAGAAAGCCCCCCAAGAGGAGGAGGCUCCUGAUCGCGAACCAGAGCAGAAGAAGCUCAAGAUCUCCCCCGCAGGCGACGAAGAACCAGCUUCGUCAGCCGCCGUAUCCGCCGCAAACGGCGGCGCCGAGCGAAGACCGCCGAAAUACAAACGCCGUAAAGUCGCCAUCGCGUUCGCGUUCUGCGGGGUAGGGUACCAGGGGAUGCAAAAGAACCCCGGCGCGAAAACCAUCGAAGGCGAGCUCGAGGAGGCUCUGUUCCACGCCGGCGCCGUACCCGAAGCCGAUCGGAACAAGCCGAGACAGUACGAGUGGGCUCGGUCGGCUCGAACCGAUAAAGGAGUGAGCGCGGUGGGGCAGGUCGUCUCGGGACGAUUCUACGUCGACCCGCCCGGGUUCGUGGAGCGGCUGAACUCGAAUCUCCCCGAUCAGAUUCGCGUGUUCGGGUUCAAGCGCGUGGCGCCGUCGUUUAGCGCGAAGAAGUUCUGCGAUCGGAGGAGGUAUGUGUAUCUGAUCCCUGUUUUCGCGCUUGAUCCGUGCUCGCAUAGCGAGGCUGAGAUGGCUAGGUCGGAUUCAGGGUACGAGUAUGUGAAGUGUGUUGAGUGUUGCGAGAAAGGGUAUAAGAUCCCACUUGGUGUCUUGGGGAAAGAAAGUGUCGAUGUUGAUGAUGCAAAAUCAUCAGAGGUUCAGUCAGACAUUUCGUCGAACACCUGUGGUGCAUUAAAGGUUGAGACUUUGAACCCAGAGUCUAAGAGUGAAAGCAAGUUUUUUUGUUAUGGAGAGGAGGAGAAGGAGAGGUUGAACAGAAUCCUAAGCUGUUACGUUGGUUCACAUAACUUCCACAACUUUACCACCAGAACCAAAGCAGCAGACCCGGCUGCGAACCGCUACAUUCUCUCCUUCAAUGCGAACACUGUGAUUACACUCGACGGGAAGGACUUUGUGAAGUGUGAGGUUGUGGGACAGAGCUUCAUGCUUCAUCAGAUAAGGAAAAUGAUUGGACUUGCUGUUGCUGUCAUGAGGAACUAUGCGCCUGAAUCGGUGAUCCAAACCGCUUUCAAGAAGGAUGUGAGGAUAGUUGUACCGAUGGCGCCAGAAGUUGGACUAUACCUUGAUGAAUGCUUCUUCACGUCUUAUAACAAAAGGUUUAAAGUCACUCAUGAGGAAGUGUCAAUGGAAGAAUACAAGGAAGUAGCUGAAGAAUUCAAGUGGAAGCAUGUUUACUCUCAUAUUGGCUCAUCGGAAGAAAAAGAUGGGAUUGUGGCGAUUUGGUUGCAUUCACUGAACGAAAGAAACUAUCCAGACCUACGUGUUGCUGAACACAAACCAGAUGAAGUCAUCGUCUAUAAGAAGAUCGAUGCAGCCUCUGAAGAAAAGAUCAGUGAAGAGGAUGUUGCUGUGAAAGAGAACACAAAUGGUGCGGGAGAGCUACUCGUCGACAGUAAGGUAAAUGAUGAAACCUCUGAAGAAAAGAAUAUGGGAGAAGAGAAGGCAACCCAGUGAAGCUGCUUUUGUCUACUGCGGGUCGCUGGAUUCAGGUGGAAGCUUCAGCAGGUCCAUACCGGUCUACUGAGUAUGCCUCAUUUGUUUUAGAUCUUGACAUUGUUUCUGUGACCUUUGAGUCUAUGUUUCUCAUAUGACUAACUUUGGUGGAAACAUGCUUGGCCUUUUUUUUGUC
Messenger RNA from Raphanus sativus (radish), 1766 nucleotides. RefSeq lists its product as uncharacterized. The record is from RefSeq and is a predicted model, not a curated record. The transcript has 2 exons. Lineage: Eukaryota; Viridiplantae; Streptophyta; Magnoliopsida; Brassicales; Brassicaceae. The coding region runs from base 68 to 1591 and encodes 507 amino acids. Gene Ontology annotation, molecular function: pseudouridine synthase activity; RNA binding. Gene Ontology annotation, cellular component: nucleus. Gene Ontology annotation, biological process: mRNA pseudouridine synthesis; tRNA pseudouridine synthesis.